Messenger RNA from Ceraceosorus bombacis, 474 nucleotides. The record is from the annotation of a GenBank genome assembly. Lineage: Eukaryota; Fungi; Basidiomycota; Exobasidiomycetes; Ceraceosorales; Ceraceosoraceae.
AUGACCAGUGAGGAUCUCCUCCCGUCUGGCCUCACAGUCGACUCUGUCGCCUUUGUCUGGCUGUUGUCUGUUGGUGAGGGCUGUCUGCUGACGCUGCCCGACUACAACGUUCACGUCGAGAUCUACCCUGGAGAAAUCGUCUUCGUGCGCCGCGAUGUGAAGUUCAGCACCCAGCGCCACCCAAACAAAGACUUCAACCCAGGCAAUGACUAUGUCGUUGUAGUCGGGACAUGUGACUGCUACUGCCUCAGUGACAUCGAGAGCAAUAAAGAUCCGAAGCUGCCAGACGAAGGUUCGGAAGCUCGUGCCACGGAGGCGAGGGAUGCAUCCAAGGACGUUCGCCUCACGCCUCGCAAGGCCAAAGGCGACCCUGACCCUGAUGAUCUGCUUGAUCAGGGUCAUCUGCCAGACAACGGCGGCAAAGAGGACCAGCUGGAGGAAGAGGACGACGAGGAUGACGCAGAAGAGGCGUAA